CUCUUCCACUCAUAGCCCUCACUGGCUUUCUUUUAUUCCUUGUGGUGCAGUUUUGUCCUCAAGUUCUUUCCAAUGGCUGGAAAAUUCAAACUCCUGUCUUUCCUUUCGUUAGUUGUAGCCUGUCUUGCGCAUGAACCAUUGUUAACAACACCAGGUUCGGUUGGUCCAUCCGCAAUGCGGGCACCUUCUGCAACAAAAACACGUAUUUCGGUUAAUUCAUCUUCAACGCCGACACCUUUUUCGACAAAAACACGUAGUUCAGUUGGUUCAUCCACAACACGGUCACCUUCUGCGACAAAAACACCAGGUCCGGUUGGUUCACCUGCAACGCCGGCACCUUCUGCGACAACAAUACCAGGUCCGGUUGGUUCACCUGCAACGCCGGCACCUUCUCCGACAACAAUACCAGGUUUGGUUGGUUCAUCCGCAACGCCAGCACUUUCUUCUACAACAGCAGCACCAGAUUUGGUUGGUUCAUCCACAACACUGGCACCUUCUGCGACAACACCAGAUUCGGUUGGUUCAUCCAGAACGCCAGCACCUUCUUCAACAGCAGCACCAGGUCCUUGUGAUAUAAACCAAUGUGGCCAGGGGAGCACCUGUGCAGUUCGUGCCAACCAAACCUUUGUAUGCUUGUGCUUGCCAGGUGAUAACUACAAUUAUGUCAGCAAAACUUGUGAAAAUGCCAAAGUUUUCCCUGGGCAACUAGCCCUGCCUGGAUUACCAUAUGAUAAAAAAAUGAGAGACAAGGAAUCACUAGAAUUUAAAGAAGCUGCACAAAAGAUUACUGCUGAGCUAACAACUAUUUUCAAUACAUCUGAUGGUUACUCUAAUUCUACAGUGCUGGAACUCCAGGAAAUUGAACAGAGAAAAGUUGAGUCAAGGUCAGGGAACGGGGUCAGUGCAUCUGUCGAGAUUAUCUUCAACAAAAAUUCUAAAAUCAAAACAACGGAAAUUCAAAAGAAGAUGGUUGAUGCCAGUGGACGCGAGGGUCUACUGCAAGGUGCAUCUUUCAAGGAGAAAAACCUGUGUAGUAACAAUCCCUGUGAUGAGAGAACUACAAAUUGCACAUCAGAAAAUGGAUCUUAUAAAUGUCCCUGUCGGGAAAACUUCAUUAGGACGGACUUCAGUGGCAGAAUAUGCAUUGCUUGUCCCAGUGGUCAACAAGCACAGGAUUCUCUCACGUGUGUCAGCUGUCCAUUUGGUUAUUCUGGUUUGAACUGCAAUGAAUCGUGGCAGCUAGCGCUGGUAAUCACUGGCUCCGUGCUCGGGGGACUGCUGCUCAUCGCACUCAUCCUUCUGCCUGUACUGACACUUAAAUCCUCAAAGUGGAGCUCCAAAAAGGAUAGAAAUGCAGACAUCGGGAAGCCUUACGUCAGUCACUCUCCAGCCAAGUCACCAUUGGUUAACAGUAACAGCAGCUUGGCCAACAACCAGGCACCCUCACUUAAUGGGUCAAACUUUGGCGGUGUAGGGGUGCCUAGAAUCCCACGGGCCACAACCACCAGCAACUGGGGCAGCAGGACCAACCUGGAGAUGGCUCCAAGCAACAGCAGGCAAAAUCUGAUUCCUGUGAGCAGGAACUUGAUAUAUGACGACCAAGAUGACAUGAACCCAUACGCUCAGUCUCGACCGCAGAGCAGCCUCCAUGCUCAGGGACGGUCUCAGAACCCAUAUGCCCAGAGUCGACCUCAGGUCAACCCGUAUGCUCGGAGCCAGGGCCAGACCAACCCUUACUACAUGCAGGACAGAGAGAGAUGGUUGAACGAAUGAGGAACAACCAAGGUUCAUCCUACGGUGACAUUUACCCACAUCAAAAACUUGUUAAAGUUAUGUUGGAAACCCCCCCCCAUAAGAGUUGUAUGAACAAAAGCACAAUGGUUGCAUUGGCCUUAUGUAAUGAGUGAGGAAAUGCCAGUAAUGAAUAUUAUUGCACCAUAGAGAAGUUAUGUCCUUCCACCACACUGACCUGUAUAGAGCUCUAUUCUGACCAAUUAUAAGUUAUCAUAUAUUCCUGUCUUUCCUUGACUAAUCUUUGUGAAAGUUUGGGAUAUGGGAUACGCUAUGGGUCUUUUCAUGUUUCUCAGUAUUUUUAUUGUCAAUCCCUUAAAAUAUUAUCUUCUUAACAAUAUCUCAUUGUUAAAUGUCAUUGAACCAGAAACUGAUGCCGUGAAAUGAGGAGUUGUUUGAUAUCAUUCUCUCGCCCAGCUAAUGUCUCUCUUGUCUAUGAAUUUACAGGUAAUUGUUUUGCAUGUAAAGUAUUUGAGGUUUGUGAUGAGUCUAGUUUAUGUCUAAUGCUAUGUUAAACAUAAGCUUUUGUGAAUGAGACAAGUUUCUUUUUGCUCCAGUAAAAUGUAGGUUCUUCCUCCAAAUCAGGUCCCUUUUAGGUCCCUCUGCAUAUUUCAAUAUAAUUUGUGUAAAAUGUUUACUACAUUAAAGUUGUUUGAUGUAUUAUUUUGUGUUACUAAGAGUAUUUUGUUUAUGUGUAACCUCUUUCAUGACUUACUGAUAACAAGCUGUUAUUCAGCAUGUUUAAACUAGCAAUGUUUAAAAAUAUUUUACCAUGUAAUGUAUUGUAUUGUAGUUUUCCUUUGUCACUCAUAUCAUAGGAUA
This is a messenger RNA of Xiphias gladius (swordfish), 2613 nucleotides long. RefSeq names its product mucin 13b, cell surface associated (gene muc13b). The record is from RefSeq and is a predicted model, not a curated record. Gene Ontology annotation, biological process: cell-cell junction assembly. The coding region runs from base 73 to 1773 and encodes 566 amino acids. Gene Ontology annotation, molecular function: calcium ion binding. NCBI's taxonomy places the organism in Eukaryota, Metazoa, Chordata, Actinopteri, Istiophoriformes, Xiphiidae. The transcript is spliced from 12 exons.